Molecule: messenger RNA, 2978 nt
Organism: Pangasianodon hypophthalmus (striped catfish)
Lineage: Eukaryota; Metazoa; Chordata; Actinopteri; Siluriformes; Pangasiidae
Product: synaptotagmin-5
Exons: 5
Coding region: 118-1620 (500 amino acids)
Biological process (GO): regulation of calcium ion-dependent exocytosis; regulation of dopamine secretion; calcium-ion regulated exocytosis
Cellular component (GO): axon; synapse
Molecular function (GO): SNARE binding; clathrin binding; phosphatidylserine binding
Source: RefSeq, a predicted model, not a curated record
CGCGAUGCGGAACAGUUUAGAGGCUGAACACUGAUCCUGACCCCGGAGAGCGGACAGCGCGAGCGCGUGCACUUACCGGUAACAUUCAUUACGGGCGCGCGCACUGGAGCCGGAAACAUGCGCAUUCAGUUAGAAGUUCAUCUACAGAUCCUCCUGGCUGUUGGUCUGGCCGUCUUCUGCUUCGGCCUUGUGCUGGGCUGCAUCAUUUGUUGGCGCCGCAGGAAAUCUAGCUCUUCUGACACUAAAGAGGAGGGGUUUUAUCUGCAGUCCGCACCUACAGAUCACGUGACUGUGACUCUCAGCUCGUCCCCUUCAAUCAAAAUUCUUCCAGUCAAACAGCAAUAUGAAGAGUUGGAUGGUGACGUAUUGGAUUAUCCAUCAGAGGCCAGCAGCUUUACACCAUCUGAUGAUAACCAGAGCAGUUUCCCACAGGUCUCAACAAGUUUGAAAGGCCCUCAGAAGUCUCGAUUCGCCUUACGCCGCCUAAGCACCCCCGCUGUCCCCUGUUCUCCCUUUAAACCGACUGUCCAUGGCCGAGCUUCCCUCCCAAGUAUCCCUAAACUUAGCCUGGGCUCUAAAACACGCCGGGCUCUGGAUCGUCGCUCAACGGUGAUUGGAGACAGCUUCCUGACAGGUACUGACCCUGAGUAUUCGCCAUCCAGCCAGCAGGGGGAGCUCUCUUCAUCUCAAUGCAGCUCCAGCCCGAGCUCCAGACGCAGCUCCUUCACGAACAAGCAGCCUCCUGCAGUUCACUUCUCCUUGCUGUUCUGUCCAGCAGAUGGCACCCUCACUGUCACAAUCCUCAGUCUCUUCAGGGGCUCCAGGAGGCUCAGUGGUGCCAUGGUGCGUGCCAGUCUGCCCCCACUGUGCCCUGCUACCCUGCAGGCAGUGCCGUCACGCAGAAACAGCCUCAGCCUAGAGCCUCAGGCUCAGGUGUUCACUCUGAAGGUGGGAUCUGUAGAAGAGCUUCGGGCCUGCACUCUCAGACUGGCCGUGUUUGGUAAAGAUUUCUCAGGUCUCCGUGAGACACCACUGGGUCAUCUAGAGCUCAACUGUAGUGAGAUGGACUGGGAGCCCGAUACCACCAUCACAUUCAACCUCCAACUCAAUCCUGCAAGGAGGCGAGUAAAAAAGAGCCACAGUACCCAGGAGUCUUUGGGCACAAUGACAUCUGUGUGCAUUUCAAAGCUCUUGGGUCAACUUUUUGUCUUGCUUCAGUACCAGACUCAGGCCCAUCGGAUCAAAGUGAUGGUGCGCAAAGCUGAGAACCUGGCCAAGCUAACUCGAAUGCCUGGAGCUGCAGAUCACUACGUUGUCAUUAACCUGCGUCAGGGUGGGAAAGUGAUCAGUACUAAAGAGACGAAGGGAGCGAGUGGACCUAAUGCUGUGUGGAACGCACCUUUCCUGUUCGAUUUACCCCCCGGUGACAUCAUCAGACUUCCGCUGGUCCUGGAGUUCAUCGUUAUGCAGGGACGGCUGUACACGAAAAGCAGUGUGCUUGGCCGCGUUCUGAUUGGUUCUGAGGGCCCGGAGGCGGGGCAACAGCACUGGAAGGAGAUGUGCAGCCGAGGGCAGGUGGAAACAGCGCGCUGGCACACACUCCUGUCAGAGACACCCUAAGGACAUGUCUCCUAAACAGUGGGGUUUCUCACUAAUCUCCAGCAGCAGCAUUUUAUUGGGACUGAAACAGUGAUAAAGUAUUUAUUUAUUAUUAUGAUUACAGUAUUUAUUAAUGCAGAGUGUUGCAAAUGAUUUUAUUUUUGCUAUGGAGUGCCAGAGUAACACUGUUCAAUCCAAUUUCAUUUGAUUUGUGUAUAACAGCGUUGUCACAAAGUAGCUUUAUAGAAAUGAAAGGUCCAGACGCAUAAUGAGCAAGGAAAAAGGAAAAACAGCCUUGAGAGAGCAACUGUAGUUAUUUAGGUAAAUAAUGUUCAGUUUCAUUAUGGGUAACUGACCACAUGAAUAUGAAAUAUGACAUGCUGAUAUGGGAGGUCGUGUUGUCUUGUUCUUUUUCUAAACUACACCUAUAUGUAUAUUCUGUAUUUCUCAGACUGAAGUAACUGGAAUUCAUCAAUGUCUGUUUUUUUUGUUUUUUGGUGAAUACAUACGAUAUAUGCUUGCUGUUCAAGUGGAGAACACUGUUGCUAGGCAACAUGGAAAUAUGGACACCAAGCUUGCUAAUGACUGAGGCUAAACAGUUAACAAGCUAGCCUGUACCUAUUAAGUCUUUGAUAUGGACAACGUAAAAGCACAGUGACGCUGAAAACAAUAUCAACGGUUCUCUCAGAACUGACACAGAACAGAGUCACAGUUACCAAAAUUACACCAUCAAUACACUUAGUGCUAAAAUCACCUGCUACAUCAGAUUCCCCCAUAUUGAGAAACAUCAACAAUGUGACACAACCAAUAAACUUGGCGCUAUCAGAAAAUGUUGACUUCUGAUGUAGGGAAUAGCACAUGAAUAAGUCGUUCAUAUGGAGUCUUUAUGCUAACUUGCGUUUAUAUUGCUAUGUGACACUAGUGUAAGCCUUCCCUUACUGUCAGCUGCCAUAAUCUCAUGCUGUCUUCAUAAAUUUUAAUGCCAUUUGACAUAACACAUAGUCAAGUGACAUAAUCUUGUGUUAUAACGGUUUCCAGGUGGACUUAUAGUACUUUAGAAGGUCAUAACAACUGACGGUGUAGCUCAGUGCACUCCUGUUAUGUAAGAUUCAGAUAAUUAUACUCUAUGUUUUUUCAUACCUGUGAGUUUAAGUAAAGUGAGUUUAUUUUUACUCUUCCUAAGACGUUUAUGAGAAUCUAUGCUAAUGUGUUGUGUCACUGGGACAGUGAACAAACAGCAAAUGUGUCUUUUUUCUGGUUAUCGAUGAGUAUCAGUGCCGUAUAAACAGUCUGCUAUUCCAUUACAGCUCACACAAUCAUGACAUCUCUGUAGAUUAUGAUUUCAAAUAAAGUUGACUGAGUAUGUAAAAAGUGUGAUU